AACACGUCCGAUUCAAUCGAUCCGAUUGACUCGUGCCAAUAACUCGUACGAGUAAUUCGGUCCGAUUCUAUCGUAUCGUGUAGCAGGCCCUUUAGUGUUGAUAUAUAGUGAUGUGUAACCUUGACGUAGUUUUACAGUUACAGUUAUUUCCCUUGUUCUGAAUUUGCCUUGGUCGACCGCAGCUGUCGUCGUGACGGAUCCUUCCCUCUAAGGUUGAAUAAUGAAUUACCUCAUUAGUAUUCCGGUUGGUGUUGGAAUUGCUGUUGUGUGCAUGACUGCCGUUUUAGCAAAGAUAUUUUUGUUUGGUGACAAGAAGAAGAAGCAUCCUGUGACUCUUAAAGAUCCAAGUAUGAAAUAUCCAUUGAGACUUAUUGAUAAAGAGAUCAUCAGUCAUGACACCAGACGUUUUCGGUUUGCUUUGCCGAGUCCAGAGCACAUUCUCGGUCUUCCUGUUGGACAGCACAUUUACCUGACAGCUCGAAUAGACGGUCAGCUGGUAAUCCGUCCCUACACUCCCGUCUCCAGCGAUGAUGAUGUAGGCUACAUGGAUCUUGUCAUUAAGGUUUACUUCAAGAAUGUUCACCCCAAGUUUCCUGACGGCGGGAAGAUGUCUCAGUAUUUAGAGAGCAUGAAGAUAGACGACUUCAUGGACGUACGUGGACCCAGUGGACUCCUGCAGUACGAGGGCAAAGGUGUGUUCAAAAUCAAACCGGACAAGAAGGAAGAGCCCGUCACGAAGGUUUGCAAGAAACUCGGCAUGAUCGCCGGAGGAACUGGAAUUACACCCAUGUUGCAACUUGUACGUCAAGUGUUGAAGAAUCCGGAAGAUAAAACGGAAUUGUUUCUGCUUUUCGCUAAUCAGACCGAGGAUGACAUACUCUUGCGACCGGAACUGGAUGAAAUUAAGGACAGUCAUCCCAAGCAUUUCAAACUGUGGUACACUCUGGACCGACCAAAGGAUGGGUGGGAGUACAGCAAGGGAUUUGUGAAUGAUGAGAUGAUCAAGAACCACUUACCUCCACCGGGUGACGACACUCUGAUCCUGAUGUGUGGACCCCCUCCCAUGAUUAACUUCGCCUGCGUGCCUAACCUCGACAAGCUCGGGUAUUCACCGAGUCAGCGCUUUUCUUACUGAGGACAUUCUAACAGUUUUUGUGAUCAACUGGGAGAUUAUUUUCAACAUGUCCAUCUGACAAGAAUUCUCUGCUCAUUUUCAGAAAGCAUUACUGAAUUGCAUUAUUUGAGAAACUGUUUUUAAAGUUGGGCACAUGUUUGUAACAGCUGUACAAUACAUGUUCUUGGUUACAGUGCUUAUUUGUUUCAAUUUUUAUUUCUCAUUGCAUAAUAUAUUUUGCUUAUAACAUUAGCCCACCUUGGGAAAGCUGCAUACAAUAUACCGGUUUUAUAUAACUGAGGUUGCAUGUACAUUCGGCCAAUAUUGAAGGUUUUGUUUUUUCAUUUAAUCUUUCAUAUAGGUAACAAGAACUAUAUAUCUUAUUUUGUCUAUAUAUUUAUUUUACUUACUGUAUAUUUUUAACAAAAAAAAAUAAAAAUUGUUAUUUAAAAAUAAAAUGAUUUUUUUGUCCCUUUGAUAUCUUGUUUUUGAUCCAUUAGUUGUCAAGAUGUUUGACUAAACACUGAUAUUUUUUGUUUAAGGACAGUUGCAUGAUUUUGAGUACUAUCAAAUAUUGACACAUUGUUAUUGACUAUAAAUAUUGAGAUGUAUGUUGUGGUUAAGAAAUAUAUUGUACAGAAUCAAUUGUAUUGCUGUUUGUUCUGGAGAAUAUGUUGUAUUAAACAUAUGUUCAUUUAAAUAAACAAUACUGCUGCGUUCCUAAUGGAUUUUGUAUUGAUGGUGCAAGAUUUUUUAUUUUUCUAUUUUCCUUCUCCAUUUUUCAGUGAAUAAUAAAUUUGUUUUUUAAAAACAAUUUGGAAGCAAGAUAUAAGUCCACUUGGCUCCAGUUUCGUAAUGCUGAUUAGCCUCAUUCUCUAAUUGGGUAUGAAAGGUUUGUACAAAUGUAUGUCACAUAUGAUGUUUAUUAUCAUGUAUACAAUACUCUUCUACUUCACAUCUGAUUGGUGCUUGGAUAUGUUAACAAACUUAUUGUUUAUUUUGUUGUAUAAUUUGUAUAAUAUACUACUGGCAAUAGCUGGUCGGAAUUUCUCCAUUUGCUCAUUUGGUACAUCACAUAACAUUGUUUUCUGUAUGGUUCAAGGUUCAAAUCCCUUUGGUGGAGGUUGAUUUAUCUGUUAGUCGUUUUUAAUAAAUGGUAUAUUUGAUUGCAAGUUAAAAAAGUCUGUUUCUUUUAUUACAUGUACUAGUGAUUAAACAGAGUAUAAGUUCGUACGGGUGUUUGGAAAAUGUUACAUAUUUGAUUUUCAGUUAACAUGUUUUUCAUUUAGCAUUCUUAAAAUUUGUAAUAUAGGAUAGUGGAAGAGUUUAUGGUACAAAAAAACAAAACCAUUUUUUAAUAACUGGCAGAAAAGUACAUUAAUUUUAUAGUAAUAAUGUCUGGCUGUAUUUCAAUUACUAGUAGUUGAUUUAUUUUUGGAUCGUUGAUAUUUAAAAUCUUUUCAAAAUUAGAAAAAACCCCACUAUUAUAUGAAUUUGUUCUGAGUUUUAAAAUACAGAUUGCUCCAUCAGGUUCAGACAGAUGCAAUCUGGGCAUAGGUUCUGACUUGUCCAGCAUUCCUACUAAACCUACAACUAAUAAAGUUAUGAAAAUAACCAAUUGUAUAUGAAAUGUGUAACAUUUCCUGCAGGCUGUGUGGGGUAAAGCAGGAUUGACCAAUCCACAAACCCUUUUUCUUGGCUAGUGAUUUUUGGUUUGGGCUAGUGGAAAUUAUCAACUAUAUUACUGUAAUACAUGGGGCACCAGCCAAAGCUUGUGUGAAGGCUUUUGAUUUCCUCAAACACCUGUUGAACACUGCAUAAAGUCAAAUUUAAAAGCUUACUCUUGCACACCACCAUACAAAUCUCAGUAGAAAUGUUGCUUCAGAAUAAAUUCCAUGAAAAAUAGUAUAGGCUAUCACAAAAAAAUAAAUGACUGCUAGUACCACUGUUUGAACCUACAUACGCUUGGUAAGUGGCAUUAAAAAAAACUCAUCAAUACAGGGUGACAACAAAUAUUUGGAGUUGUCCACCCACAAGCCAGAGCACUGUUUCACUUUGCUCUUAGGGUUUCUAUUUAUAGGUGACGUACAUACAACUGCUGUUACUGGUCAGGUCAGGUCAUAGGGUUUAACGUGCACAUUCAGAACAAGCUGUUGUAGCGCACGCCUGUCAUGGUCACAGGAGCCGGCCUCUGCAGCUCCUCCGUCCAGGACAGAAAGUGUUACUGGUUGUAAUAACAGUAACAAAUAAUGCCCCAAGAUUGUUAUUUAAAUAUCACAAACAUCAACAUAGAUGUACAUAUAAUUAUCAAAGAAAACGUUUUAAAAAUCAAUUAUUAACUUUAAAUUAUUAAUUUUUUAAUGAAGACCUACUUCCUAAACCAGACUUGUAAAUUGCUGCUAGUUAUAACAGCAUAAUAAAUGGUGGUGUGAUACCUAAAACCCACCCUUGUCAAACUACAUUGUAGUGUGAUUUACAUGGAUGUGUGCUGCUUGCCAGGUGUGUUGUUACCUUCAAAAAGGUGCUAUAUUCAUGGUAUGUGCUUUUGAUGCAUUUUCGGUCAUCUUUGCUGUUUGUUAGGUAGAUGUUUGCCUUCAGAAAUAAAAGCUUUUUGAUACAAA
This is a messenger RNA of Gigantopelta aegis, 3735 nucleotides long. Its product is annotated as NADH-cytochrome b5 reductase 3-like. NCBI's taxonomy places the organism in Eukaryota, Metazoa, Mollusca, Gastropoda, Neomphalida, Peltospiridae. Bases 221 to 1135 code for a protein of 304 amino acids. Gene Ontology annotation, cellular component: mitochondrion. The transcript has 9 exons. The record is from RefSeq and is a predicted model, not a curated record. Gene Ontology annotation, molecular function: FAD binding; oxidoreductase activity.